Molecule: messenger RNA, 3699 nt
Organism: Giardia duodenalis
Lineage: Eukaryota; Fornicata; Diplomonadida; Hexamitidae
Product: 26S proteasome non-ATPase regulatory subunit 2
Exons: 1
Coding region: 1-3699 (1232 amino acids)
Biological process (GO): proteasome-mediated ubiquitin-dependent protein catabolic process
Cellular component (GO): proteasome storage granule; nucleus; proteasome regulatory particle, base subcomplex
Source: RefSeq, a predicted model, not a curated record
AUGAGUUCCAACGGUGGCAGCGAGGCUGCGGUGGAUCAGACUACGGCCCCCAUAGAUCCGCAUGUGGUCGCAGAGGAGUCCCUGAAGCUGGCAUGUGAUAGACUAGAGAAAGCUGUUUCAACCAAGCGAGAGCAGGCGGUUGCUGCUGCUGUAGACAACCUGUACAACCUGUUCAACGAUUCCAAUUCGCCAACGACUGGGGUUCCAAUUGUCCUCCGAUACAUAGAACCAUACAUCAAUUCACUGAUUGACUACUAUGAAGCAUCCAGAAAUAAGAAACUGGGAUCAAUUGCUCUGAAGCUCCUGCUGAUUUAUCGAGUGGACUCUCCCGAUUUCCUUCAGCUCUUUGGGUGCAUUUAUUAUGAAACCCACGCCACUGCAUUGGAACUUUGGUCAGUGGAAUUCUUAUGCGGUGCUGCCAACUAUUUUGCACAAUUUUAUGGUAACUACAUUUAUCUUAGGAAGGAGAAAGGCGAGGCAUUGAUCUCUGAUUUAUGUAACUGCAUCAACAAUUUCCAUAUUAACUGUCAGACAGCUUAUGAAAUCUUGCUCUCGGAUGUAGAGCGGCUUACACAGAAGAACAUGGAGUCUGAAGCAAUAGAUUGUCUUAUUGAGGCCAGGCUUUGUACCAAUGUUAAGGCUCUUACGACGAUUAUUAACAAGGGCAACAUACAUGGCCUGGCGGAAUACCUCUAUCAAUGUGCUGUUUACGGAGAUCCUGCGCAACGUAACCAAAUCAUCCUGGCGCUGGUGCAAGUUUAUCUAUCUCUUGAUAUGGUCUGUGAUGCUUUUGUGCUCCUGCUCUCUCUCUGCUUCUUCUCCUAUGCCAAAAGCAUCCUAUAUAAAACAACCCUAAUUAACCGAUUGCUUCAAAUGGCCUACCUUAUUGCUUGUAACGGCUGCUGCUGUCAUUUUUCCCGCAACGAUUUUCGAAAAGCUUUGGCAUCCAGUUCUUCUUUUGCAGAGGAUACAGAUAGCUUGGAAAAGCAAACAGAUGAGCUCUGGCUGGUUGCUUGCAAUGCAUACACACAUACACACCUCCUCUCACUUGUCAGUGAACUGGAACUAAAUGUGCCACGUAGUGUUGCAGAGAUCCUUAAGGCUGACCAGCUCUCAUUCAAGGCAAAGCAUCUCGAUAGGCUAUAUGGCCCCUUAGGAGACUAUCUAAUGAACGGGUUUGCUAAUGCGGCAAUGGGGACCGACAAGCUAUUAGCCUCUCACAAAAUUUACCGUUACAAACAACGUGAUGUUAAAGGAAAACCCAUAACAACUAACGAAGACAUUGUCGUGCCCGCUCCCACCGAGCUCGACCUUCCUUUACACUCUGACAGGGAAGACGCAAACGCGGAAGGUACUGGCUCCAACGGUUUAACGUCGGAAGGCAGCACACUCUUGGAACACUCAGUAUCCCCCAUCACUUCCAUUAUCCAGACCGUUGGAGCAGCCUCAGUGGGGCUUAUAUACUUGUAUCACGGGAAUGGUCACGGACAGGCAUUUAACGUUAUAAGUAGAUACUUCUCGUCUCCUCAUCACUGGGUACGUGCUGGUGCUGUCUUGGCUUUGGGGCUCUCUGCUGCCAACACACAAGACCCCACGGGACUGGAUCCUGCUCUCCGCAUGAUGGGUGGCGUGUUUAAUCUAUUUCAUGUCAAUCCUGCUGAAUCAUUCAGCUUCCAUGAAUAUUUUCCUUACAGCUGUAAUAUUAUCAGAAAGCAGCUUUCGGAACUUCAAUCGGGCUCACGCCCAAGCCAAUCAUCAAGAGGUAUAAACAGCAACCCUCAGACUAUUUCAGAAGAAGGCCGUGAGGAGGAGUCUGUUUUUGCCAAUGUCCAAUAUAUGGUAUCCCAAAGGGUCUCAGCCUCCCACUCUAGAGAGAGCGACACUCGAACAAGGCAGCAGUACAUGGAAGACUUAAAGCGUAUCAUAAACAAUCCACACAUAGAGAAAGCGUAUAGCAUUAUUCCUCAUACCAAUUUCCCGUCACCUGCUAUUAGUAUCGAUAUAAAGGACGAGCAUGAGUACCUGUACAUGUCUCAGGCCAGUGCUGCACUUGGAAUAGGUGUAGCAUACGCGGGAACUAGCAAUAAGCUGGCAAUAGAGAUACUAUAUCAACGCCUCUCUUUGUCCUCGACCAACGUAUGUAAGCAUGUGCCUAUACUUGAGAAGAAUCCUCGAUCCACAGGCUGCCUGGCUCUUGGGCUUGUACUAGCAAGUACAGCAAAUAUGGAUGCUGCAAACUUUAUACUGCGGGUUAUGGCAGGAAACACUAGGAAUCAGCGAUCCUUACGGUUUUUCCCGCUGAAGCCAGUUGGGUUGGGAUGCAUCUUUAUGCGUGCAGGGCGCACAGAGGAAGGUCAGCGAAGAAUGAAAGACUUCUGUGAUAACAUGUAUGACAAGCUACUCCAAAUAGAUACACCAGACAGUAAGCAAGAGCACGGCCCAAUGCCCAGUCCAGAGGAGCACCUGUAUCUGGCAGCAUACGUUCAGUCCGUAAUCACCGUCUGUGGAUAUGCCUUUACAGGAAAUAUAUCUAUCAUUUCAGAAAUAAUGCAGAGCAUUUAUGAGACAAUCUCCGGAAGAGUUGCAGCGGAGGAGACCAUUAACUUGAACAAGCUUGGUUCAGCAACUAAGCCGGGGUCCCGCUCUAGCUCUAGACCUGUGGAUUCUCCAGACGACACUUCCUCAAACACGUCUAGAUCACAGGGCAGAACUAUUGCUCGUCUGCCUCGUUCAAGAUCUGAAAGGAGUCAGAGUCGUUACAACGCAGACGAUCAAACACGAGCAAACAAUAUGGCGGCUUACACUGCAGAUAGUGGUAUGCCUCUGCAACUACCUCGUGAUAACACUACUCUCUGGCCGGGCGAGAAUUUGGAUCCAGUUGGCAUAUUAGUCGCGGGCCUUGGGCUUGUUGCAGGUAAUGACCCCGUUUGCUCAAUGAUGGUCACGCGCUUUAUCAACAGGAUUAUGCAAUAUGGUAGUAGCUAUGCCAAACGUGCAUGUCCAUUGGCCCUUGCCGUUAUGAAUCUGUCAAGACCGGCUCCAGAGCUCACAGACAUGCUGUUUCGAAUGGCCUCACAAAGUGACGAGAGCCUCAGUAUUAACGCAAUUAUAGCUCUCGGGUUGAUAGGUUGCGGAUCGUGCAACUCAAGGAUAGCACAGAGUCUGAGACAGCUGGCAGACUCAAAGUAUUUAUCCAUGCCUCACACAGACUAUGGCAGAGAGUUGACGAAUAUGAUAAUAUUAGCAAUCAAGCUUUCCUUAGGACUAGUGCAUUGUGGACGGGGUCUCAUGCAUAUCAGUGUGACCCAUCAUCAUGGAAAAGCCAUUAGCAACUCCAGGCUUUCGUGCAUAGCAGCUUUAAUUCUGCUUUUAGCAUCUAAUUCACGGGUGAUGGUGAGACCGAAGUUUAUUAACUACUUCUUUCUCAUAGCAGGGGCUCUUCGUCCCAAGUACUUGGUUACAGUUGACGCUGCAAACAAGGAACAAUCCAAUCCUCUUAAAACGGGGUCCUACAUAGACACAGUGAGCCUUCCCGAGCCAUUCAGACUCACUGGCUAUCAAACAAACACAACGCCAAUAAUCCUUAGCCACGCGGAGCGUGCAGUCCAAAGUGAUGAGAAUAUUGUUCCUAUGCUUAGCAUACUUGAAGAUGUUGUUGUGACCACGCGUACCAUUUCAGUAGAUAUGACAAUAGACUGA